CGCCGCCUCUCGGGACACAGAAAAAAUGCCAGCAACUCAGCAUCUAUGAGGCCCUCUAUGACGACAAACCCCUGUGCAUGUGUGAGAUGGAAGGGAAACAGAUUAUGGAAACCAAUUUCUGUUUCAGGCUUCCAACAAGUUGCUCUAAGUGUCUAAUGAGGAUUAAGUGACAACUCUGCCUGACCAAAAUGGUAGACACGGAAAGGGAGCUUUGUCCUCUUACUCCCUUAGAGGAGGAUGAUCUUGGAAGCCCAUUUUCUGGAGAAUUCCUACAAGACAUGGACAACAUACAGGACAUCUCUCAAUCUAUAGGGGAUGACAGUUCUGGAGCAUUAAGUGUAACAGAAUUCCAGUCUUUAGGAAAUGGUCCAGGAUCUGAUGGCUCAGUUAUUACAGACACCUUUUCACCAGCAUCAAGUCCUUCAUCCAUUAAUUUUGCAACAGUUCCAAGUAGCAUAGAUGAAUCACCCAGUGGAGCAUUAAACAUUGAAUGUAGAAUUUGUGGGGAUAAAGCCUCAGGCUACCAUUACGGAGUACAUGCUUGUGAAGGUUGUAAGGGUUUUUUUAGGAGAACAAUUCGACUGAAACUCACCUAUGAUCAAUGUGAUCGCAGCUGCAAAAUUCAGAAAAAAAAUCGUAAUAAGUGCCAAUACUGUCGUUUUCAGAAGUGCCUUUCAGUUGGAAUGUCACAUAAUGCCAUCCGUUUUGGACGAAUGCCAAGGUCCGAGAAGGCAAAAUUGAAAGCUGAAAUUCUAACAGGUGAAAACUAUGUAGAAGAUUCAGAAAUGGCAGAUCUUAAAUCUCUUGCCAAGCAAAUUUAUGAGGCCUACCUGAAAAAUUUCAAUAUGAACAAAGUCAAAGCCAGAGUCAUUCUGGCAGGCAAGACCAGUAACAACCCACCAUUUGUCAUACAUGACAUGGAUACAUUGUGCAUGGCAGAGAAGACUUUGGUGGCAAAGCUGGUAGCUAAUGGAAUUCAGAACAAGGAAGCAGAAGUUCGAAUCUUUCAUUGUUGCCAGUGCACAUCUGUAGAGACUGUAACAGAAUUAACUGAGUUUGCUAAAUCUAUCCCUGGCUUCUCAAACCUUGACUUGAAUGAUCAGGUGACCCUAUUAAAAUAUGGAGUUUAUGAAGCCAUAUUUGCCAUGCUAGCUUCAGUGAUGAAUAAAGAUGGGAUGCUUGUUGCCUAUGGAAAUGGCUUUAUAACUCGAGAGUUUCUGAAAAGCCUAAGAAAGCCAUUUUGUGAUAUCAUGGAGCCGAAGUUUGACUUUGCAAUGAAAUUUAAUUCACUGGAGCUUGAUGACAGUGAUAUAUCCCUCUUUGUGGCUGCUAUCAUUUGCUGUGGAGAUCGUCCUGGUCUUGUAAAUGUAGGACACAUUGAAAAGAUGCAGGAGAGCAUUGUACAUGUACUAAAACUACACUUGCAAAACAACCAUCCUGAUGACAUCUUCCUUUUCCCAAAACUUCUUCAGAAAAUGGCUGACCUCCGGCAACUUGUUACAGAGCAUGCUCAACUUGUUCAGAUAAUCAAAAAGACUGAAUCUGAUGCACACUUACACCCUUUACUACAAGAAAUCUACAGGGAUAUGUAUUAAGGGGUUUUGGUAUUUUUUCUGCAGUAUUUAAAGCCAACAAUAACACUAAUAAUAGAUGGGAGCAAAAUUACUUUGCACAAUUAUCUGCUGUGCUUUAACCCCAAAGCAUGAAGAAAACAGAGAACUGGAAUAUCACACUUCUUUUUUGCCUUGAAUUCUUCUUUUUAAGAAAUUUAAGGACACUUAUGCAGUGCUCGUGAAUUUGCUCAUAAAAGGUUCUGAAUAAUUUAAAAUUUGGGGAAUAGUGAGAAUUUUGUAUCGUUUUGUAUUAACAAAUUUGAAUCUAUUAAGUAGCAUAAAUAGAUCUUGAUUGAUCAAAAUUUUAUAUUCUAUAUUGAUUUAGUCAUUUAACCUUUAAUUUAAUUGGACAAAUUCUCUCAAGGUAAAUGCACUAUCUUCUAUAGAUUAUGCACUCUUGUUUUAUAUACUCUCAUGGUCACUGAAAGCCAGCUUGUACUUUCUGACUUUUCUUGAAUAAGGCAGUCAGUCUAAAUCUAUUGAGUGGUUGGGAAUAAUUAUAUAUUCACAUUUUUAUAGUUUGAAAGAUCUUUUGCUUUGCUGCUCUCAGAAUUAGGUAAGUAACAGUACUGCUAUAGUAUUGUACUGCUUGGGUAACUUUUAGAUUAGCCUGUUGAAAAGGCUCUCUUUAUUUAACAUUUUUUUAAAAGUACAGCACUCAGAUAUAUUUUACCCAGAUGCGUGUUGUUGAAUUAGCACAUGAAAGUGACUGAAUGCUUGUUUCAAAAGUGUUCUAAGCAAAUAACAACAAAAUGUCCCCUAUGGCUGGAUACAUUAAUACUGUGUUUGUCUUGGAGAAGUCAGAAUAGCUCAAGACGAAACUUUAACCUCAAAACAUCAUUUAAGUUAGCAGGACUUAGGGAGAAUCUCAGAGAUCUGAUGCUUUCCCCCAAAGAAGCUGAAGUACAAUUUGUCAACAUGCUGUUGCUUAAACUGAUGGUCUACUCUGAAAAAAAUGAUUUUGUAAAUACAGCACUUUCUUUCUUAAAAGGUCUGGUACCCUACUUGUUUACAUUUCUGACAGAUCAACUAUUUUACAUUCUUUGUAUCUGUUAGUCCCUCAAAGCUAACAGCUCUCUUAGCCUGCACUUCCUUCUGUUCAUUCAUAUGCAUUGUCAACAGAAUAGUUAACUAAAUUUAAUUGCAUCCCAUUUUGUCCACAUGUGUAUGCACAUAUAGAGAUUACGUUUGCAAUGGAAGCAGAAUUUGUAGAUACUGGACUCCUACAGACAUUCAGUUUCUCCUGGAAGAGUCUCUGCUUUCCCAGGAGAAACCGUGAGUGUACAGAUGUUCAGUCUUUUUCUCUCAGAAUAAAAUGGCCACUCCAGGAGAAAGAUAACCUGGAUAGCAACUAGGGUUACAUCAUUCCCAGGACAAUUUCUCCUGAGAAAGUGAAAGUCUGUGCACACUUUGCUUCUUCUCAGAAGAAAACAGUCCUCCAGCAUACCCGCUUCCAUCCCUCCUUCCUUCCCUCCCAGGAGACAAUGUGUCACUCCUUGGACUCUACUGUUCCAGCAGAGCAUAAAACACACCCCUUUCACAAUGUCCACAUUGUGCUGCAGGGAAACACAGGUUGACUGUGGGCAGUUAGGGCUGUCCUAUGCACUGCUGCCAUCUGAUGCUGGCCAGACUAAACUGAUUGCAAAGAUAUGGAAGCGGGUAACAUUUUGGGGAAAAUGGCUUGCGUUAUGUAACUGGGAACAAAAUUUGAUCCUCAGAAUACCACUUAAUGGUGAUACUGUAUAAGCCAAAAUAUAACUGUGGUUUUCUGUUCCCAUGUUGCCUGUACGCCUGUAAGUUAGGUUACUGAAAUAUAAUGAGUGUGGAACCCCAUGAUGCCAUUUUUACAGUUGUUUUCAGAGAUUUCUGUGCAAUGAAUGAAAAUAACUGCUAGCCAUGAGUUUCUUUGGGAAUUAACAUUUAAUACAUAUUUAUUAAAAAUAUUAUUCUCUUUU
This is a messenger RNA of Gavialis gangeticus (Gharial), 3568 nucleotides long. It is a transcript of the gene PPARA, whose product is annotated as peroxisome proliferator activated receptor alpha. Gene Ontology annotation, molecular function: RNA polymerase II cis-regulatory region sequence-specific DNA binding; zinc ion binding; nuclear receptor activity. The record is from RefSeq and is a predicted model, not a curated record. The transcript has 8 exons. Bases 189 to 1595 code for a protein of 468 amino acids. Gene Ontology annotation, biological process: regulation of lipid metabolic process; negative regulation of inflammatory response; cell differentiation. Lineage: Eukaryota; Metazoa; Chordata; Crocodylia; Gavialidae. Gene Ontology annotation, cellular component: nucleus.